Volvox carteri f. nagariensis is the source of this 1709-nucleotide messenger RNA. RefSeq lists its product as uncharacterized. NCBI's taxonomy places the organism in Eukaryota, Viridiplantae, Chlorophyta, Chlorophyceae, Chlamydomonadales, Volvocaceae. The record is from RefSeq and is a predicted model, not a curated record. The transcript is spliced from 8 exons. Bases 40 to 1392 code for a protein of 450 amino acids. Gene Ontology annotation, molecular function: tryptophan synthase activity. Gene Ontology annotation, cellular component: cytoplasm. Gene Ontology annotation, biological process: L-tryptophan biosynthetic process.
CAGACAAGGCUGAACACCUUAGACGUAAGACAUUGCACAAUGAACCUUCAUUCUCCGCGCACAGAUGCGAAAGGCCGUGCCACUGGCCGGCCGCAGACUCGUUCAAAGAUUCCACGUUCCGUGCGCCUUAUCAGUCGUCGUAGCACAGUCAUUGUUUCUGCCGUUGCGGCACCAGAAAAGCCUGUGACUGAGUACCAGCGUCCUGAUGCGACCGGUCGCUAUGGCAUCUUCGGCGGAAAGUAUGUACCUGAGACUCUAAUCCCCGCAUUGGAACAAUUGGAGGUCGACUAUAAGGCAGCCUUGGCGGAUCCUUCGUAUAAGGCGGAGAUGGAGGCUAUCCUAAAGGACUACGUCGGCCGUGAGACACCCCUGUACCAUGCAGUUCGUCUGUCGGAGCACUUUGCGACGGCGGAUGGAGGCAAGGCGGAGAUUUACCUGAAACGCGAGGACCUUAACCACACCGGAGCACACAAGAUUAACAAUUCUCUUGGACAGGCAUUGCUGUGCAAGCGCUUGAACAAGAAGCGCAUUAUUGCUGAGACCGGUGCAGGCCAGCACGGCGUUGCGACGGCUACCAUCUGCGCUCGCCUGGGGCUCAAGUGUAUUGUUUACAUGGGCGCUAAGGACAUGGAGCGCCAGGCUCUUAACGUGUUUCGGAUGCGCCUCUGCGGGGCCGAGGUCCGGCCGGUGUACAGCGGCACGGCCACGCUGAAGGAUGCUACCAGCGAGGCUAUCCGUGAUUGGGUCACCAACGUGGAGACAACCCAUUACAUCCUGGGCUCAGCAGCUGGUCCUCACCCCUAUCCCAUGAUGGUCCGUGAUUUCCAAUCCGUGAUUGGCCGCGAGACACGGGCGCAAUGCCUGGAGAAGUGGGGCGGCAAGCCAGAUAUCGUGAUGGCGUGUGUGGGCGGCGGCUCGAACGCUAUUGGCAUCUUCCACGAGUUUGUGAACGACACUGACAUUCGUCUCAUUGGCGUCGAGGCAGGUGGCGAGGGCGUCAACACCAACAAGCACGCAGCCACACUGACCCGCGGGUCUCCAGGGGUCCUGCACGGCAGCUACAGCUACCUGCUACAGGAUGAAGACGGUCAAAUUAUUGACCCACACUCGAUCAGUGCUGGACUGGACUACCCUGGUAUUGGACCAGAGCAUUCGUUCCUAAAGGACAUUGGCCGCGCUGAGUACUACGCCGUCACUGACGCAGAAGCUCUCGAGGGCUUCCAGCUCCUUAGCAGGUUGGAAGGCAUCAUCCCGGCUCUGGAGACUAGCCACGCGAUUGCGUACCUGGCUAAGCUGGUGCCCACGCUUAAGAGCGGCACACGCGUAGUGAUCAACUGCUCAGGGCGCGGCGACAAGGACGUCAACAACGCCAUGAAGUAUCUGCAGCUUUGAGUGGUUUGAUUUUGGGGCGUGUUAUCGGGACUAGGGGCCAUGGGUGUAGAGGAGUGCGGAGUGGAGCGGUGUAGGGUUGAUCUGAGCGCUGCUCGGGCUGAGAGACUGUGACGGUUGCGCAGGUAUGCGGCUGCAGGUGCUAUUCGGAUGAUGGUUGGGAAGAAAGGUAUAUGGGAAGUAUCCAUGAAGAGCGUGCGGCGUUGUACGACGGACAACGGAACAAGCGUAAGCUAUAUUGCACAGCUCGCGCCUAUUUCUCUUCUAUAGACAGGUGCCUUGCAAAGCAUGUAAGGUAUAUUACGUCAAGGGUACCUCUG